Messenger RNA from Rhipicephalus sanguineus (brown dog tick), 1457 nucleotides. RefSeq names its product bifunctional purine biosynthesis protein ATIC. Gene Ontology annotation, cellular component: cytosol. Gene Ontology annotation, molecular function: phosphoribosylaminoimidazolecarboxamide formyltransferase activity; IMP cyclohydrolase activity. The record is from RefSeq and is a predicted model, not a curated record. Lineage: Eukaryota; Metazoa; Arthropoda; Arachnida; Ixodida; Ixodidae. Gene Ontology annotation, biological process: 'de novo' IMP biosynthetic process.
GCGUUCCUCCACACAGCCCAGUAUGAUGCAGCCAUCUCGGACUACUUCAGAAAGCAGUACCUGACUGGUGUGGCUUGCCUCCCCCUUCGCUACGGCACCAACCCACACCAGGUUCCUGCCCAGCUCUGCACCAACCUGCCAAAGCUGCCAAUUACUGUGCUCAACGGAUCCCCGGGCUUCAUCAACCUCUGCGAUGCGCUGAACGCAUGGCAGCUGGUGAAGGAGCUUAAGGCUGCCCUGGGCAUUCCAGCAGCAACCUCUUUCAAGCACGUCAGCCCCGCAGGUGCGGCCGUGGGUGUGCCACUGUCGCGAGACGAGGCCAAGCUUUGCAUGGUGGACGACAUGUUUGAUGAUCUGACCCCUAUUGCCACUGCUUAUGCCAGAGCACGAGGUGCGGAUCGCAUGUCAUCAUUUGGAGACUUCCUUGCCCUGUCUGACGAGUGCGAUGCGGCAACAGCUAGAAUUGUGUCUCGGGAGGUGUCUGAUGGUGUCAUUGCACCAAGCUACUCGGACGAAGCUCUGGCAAUCUUGGCCAAGAAGAAGGGUGGCAACUACUGCGUGCUCAAGAUGGAUGUGAACUACGAGCCGACACUCAUGGAAUCCCGCACGCUGUUUGGCCUGACUCUUGAGCAACGCCGUAAUGACGCCAAGAUCAAUCGGGAUCUCUUCACCAACAUUGUGUCAAAGACCAAAACACUGCCAGAGCCUGCCAUCCGGGAUCUGAUUGUGGCCACGAUAGCCCUCAAGUACACCCAGUCCAACUCUGUCUGCUAUGCGAAGGAUGGACAGGUGAUUGGCAUCGGUGCUGGCCAGCAGUCCCGAAUUCACUGCACACGACUUGCAGGUGACAAGGCCAACAACUGGUGGCUGAGGCAGCACCCCAACAUCAAGAGCAUGGUCUUCAAGAAGGGUGUCAAGCGUGCCGAGAUCUCCAACAUCAUCGACGUCUACGUUGGCGGUGUCUUUGGGGAGGACAUGCCUCUGGAGCAGUACCACAACUCUGUGGAGAACCCUGUGCCCCAGCUAACUGAGGCGGAAAAGAAGGCCUGGAUUGCCAAGUUGUCUGGCGUGGCCCUCAGUUCGGAUGCUUUCUUCCCAUUCAGAGACAACAUUGACAGGGCGCGUCAGAGCGGUGUGCAGUACAUUGUCAGCCCUGGAGGUUCCACCAACGAUCAAGGAGUUGUGGAGGCAUGUGACGAGUACGGAAUCACUUUGGUACACAGCGGUCUACGCCUGUUCCACCACUGAGCAGCUACUGUAGUUGGACAGGCUAUCCACCGCCCGCUGGACUUUGUCUUCCGGUCUCUGUCCAAAUGGUUCAUUGGGAAAGUGCUGUGUAAGAAAACAAAAAUGUUUUGUGGCAUUAUACGCACUGUGUGCUCGACUUCCAAGCAUGCAAGUGUGUGGUGUACAUAAACUAUUUGGAUAUAAAACCCGACCAAUAAACAUUUUGCAAA